AUGGGGUGUUCACAUAAAUGGGUGUGCAUGGUUAUUCUUUUGAUCGCCAUUGGGUCUCAAUUGAGUGUAAUUUCUCUUGGAGAUCAGAGUGUUGAGAAGGAUAGGUGGGUUGGUAAUGAAUGUGGAUUUGGACGGAAAGGUUGUGGUAGUCAAAAAACUGGUGGUCUUGGUGGGGGUGGUGGGUUUGGAGGGGGUGGUGGUGGAGGGUUAGGGGGAGGUUCAGGAGGUGGCGGCGGGGUUGGAGGUGGGGGAGGAGUUGGUGGUGGUGGUGGCAUUGGCGGUGGUUUUGGGGGUGGUAGUGGUGGAGGCGGUGGUGUAGGGGGAGGUGCAGGAAGUGGUGGCGGGUUUGGUAAAGGGGGAGGAGUGGGUGGUGGUGUUGGAGGAGGCGGUGGUGUAGGGGGAGGCUCUGGAAGUGGUGGCGGGUUUGGUAAGGGUGGAGGAGUCGGUGGUGGCAUUGGCGGUGGAAGUGGUGUAGGGGGAGGCUCUGGAAGUGGUGGUGGGUUUGGUAAAGGGGGAGGAGUAGGUGGUGGUGUUGGAGGUGGUGGUGGCAUUGGCGGUGGUAGUGGUGGAGGCGGUGGUGUAGGGGGAGGUUCAGGAAGUGGUGGUGGGUUUGGUAAAGGAGGAGGAGUGGGUGGUGGUGUUGGAGGUGGUGGUGGCAUUGGCGGUGGUAGUGGUGGAGGCGGUGGUGUAGGGGGGGGUUCAGGAAGUGGUGGUGGGUUUGGUAAAGGGGGAGGAGUGGGUGGUGGUGGCGGCAUUGGCGGUGGUAGUGGUGGAGGCGGUGGUGUAGGGGGAGGUUCAGGAAGUGGUGGUGGGUUUGGUAAAGGAGGAGGAGUGGGUGGUGGUGUCGGAGGUGGUGGCGGCAUUGGUGGUGGUAGUGGUGGAGGCGGUGGAGUAGGGGGAGGCUCUGGAAGUGGAGGCGGGUUUGGAACUGGAGGAGGAGUGGGUGGUGGUGCCGGUGGUGGUGUUGGUGGCGGAAGUGGUGGAGGUGGCGGUUUAGGAGGAGGUUCAGGGAGUGGAGGGGGUUUCGGAGCUGGUGGUGGUGUAGGUGGAGGAAGUGGAGGAGGUGGUGGUUUAGGUAGUGGUGGAGGAUUCGGGGCAGGAGGAGGAAUAGGAGGCGGUAGUGGAGGUGGCGGAGGAGUAGGUAAAGGUGGUGGUUUUGGCGCUGGUGGUGGAGCAGGUGGAGGAGUUGGUGGUGGCUUCUAA
Messenger RNA from Helianthus annuus (common sunflower), 1203 nucleotides. Its product is annotated as glycine-rich cell wall structural protein 1. Bases 1 to 1203 code for a protein of 400 amino acids. The transcript has a single exon. The record is from RefSeq and is a predicted model, not a curated record. Lineage: Eukaryota; Viridiplantae; Streptophyta; Magnoliopsida; Asterales; Asteraceae.